Messenger RNA from Cynara cardunculus var. scolymus (artichoke), 974 nucleotides. Its product is annotated as protein ULTRAPETALA 1-like. Gene Ontology annotation, molecular function: DNA binding. The transcript has 4 exons. Bases 87 to 812 code for a protein of 241 amino acids. The record is from RefSeq and is a predicted model, not a curated record. Gene Ontology annotation, cellular component: cytosol; nucleus. NCBI's taxonomy places the organism in Eukaryota, Viridiplantae, Streptophyta, Magnoliopsida, Asterales, Asteraceae.
UGUUAUCUUCUUCUCUCUCUCGCUCACAUUCGCAUUUUGGAUAUAGCUAGUAGUAAUUCUAGGAUUAAAAAACUUUGGUGUUUGUGAUGGCGAAUGGUGCGGAAGAGAGGGGGAGCCUGGUGAUGGAGGAUGGUUCUGCAAUGUUUAGCGAGGAAGAGGUGAGCGAGAUAUCUGGGUUCAAGCGUGGCGGCGAUGAUCACGUGGAGGUCACGUGCGGAUGCACUAGCCACUGCUAUGGUGACGCCGUUGGCACGCUUAGGGUCUUCGCUAGCGGUGAUCUCGAAAUCAGCUGCGAUUGUACCCCUGGUUGUCAGGAAGACAAGCUGACCCCAGCUGCUUUUGAGAAGCAUUCUGGUAGAGAAACAGCCAGGAAAUGGAAGAAUAACAUUUGGGUCAUUGUUGAUGGAGAGAAGGUUCCUUUGUCAAAAACUGCACUCCUCAAGUACUACAACCAAGCUUUGAGGAAAACAUCCAAUAGAUCCCAAACUGGCCGAGUUUGUCAUCGAGACGAGUUUCUUAGAUGCACGCAAUGCAAUAAGCUCCGCAGGUUCCGUCUCCGCACAAAAGAGGAAUGCCGGGCUUACCAUGAUGCUUUUAUUAAUGAUCAUUGGAAGUGCUCCGAUAUGCCUUACGAUAAAAUAACGUGUGAAGAGGAAGAGGAACGUGCAAGCAGGAGAGUGUACAGAGGGUGUUUGCGGUCGACAACAUGCAAAGGUUGCACAUCUUGUGUUUGUUUCGGUUGUGAUACCUGUCGUUUUUCCGACUGCCGCUGUCAGACGUGCAUUGACUUCACCAGGAACACCAAACCUUAACAGCUGUCUAAAUCGGUUUUAACCUUGACCUUAAUUUGCAUUUCUAGCAGAACUAUCAAAUGUUUUCGAGUUUAUGUACUUUGAAACACAGAUUGACGUGUUCGAUUUUGGGUGCUGAUGCACAUUUUGGCUAAUAAUCACCAACUCAUCUUACGAUGCUCA